This is a messenger RNA of Bufo gargarizans (Asiatic toad), 2211 nucleotides long. RefSeq lists its product as uncharacterized. Gene Ontology annotation, molecular function: RNA polymerase II cis-regulatory region sequence-specific DNA binding; DNA-binding transcription factor activity, RNA polymerase II-specific. The coding region runs from base 1 to 2211 and encodes 736 amino acids. Gene Ontology annotation, biological process: regulation of transcription by RNA polymerase II. The transcript is spliced from 8 exons. The record is from RefSeq and is a predicted model, not a curated record. NCBI's taxonomy places the organism in Eukaryota, Metazoa, Chordata, Amphibia, Anura, Bufonidae.
AUGUCCAACAAUAAGGCCCCGGGUGGUGACGGUUUACCGGUGGAGAUAUACAGACGAUUUGCCUCAGUUAUGCUGCCCCAGUUGUUGGAGGUCUUCAAGGAGGCGAUGACACAGAAAAAACUGCCCUCCAGUAUGACUGAGGCGACGAUUGUAGUUCUUCCGAAGCUGGGCAAAGAUAUUCAGGAGGCCGAGUCUUAUAGACCGAUCUCACUACUUCAGGUGGACAUUAAAAUACUGGCUAUGGUCCUAGCUAAUCGUUUGAACCUGAUUAUAUCUAACCUUAUUCACCCAGACCAGGCUGGCUUUAUGCCAAAUAUGUCUACGGCGGUCAACAUCAGGCGCCUUUAUCUAAAUAUCCGGAGUCCGGGGCAUGCUUCGGAUGCGGCGGUCGCAUCUAUUGAUGCGGCCAAAGCAGUUGAUAGUGUAGAAUGGAAAUACUUGUGGAAGGUACUGCGGAAGCUAGGGUUUGGCCAAUCCUUUAUAGGCUGGAUUCAGCUCCUAUAUGACAAUCCAUCGGCUUGGAUUAGGCUGAAUGAUUCAAAGGAAGAGCCGUCUCUGCUGUGCACAGAGCAGGAAGGAGAAGAGUCGUCCGACUACAACACAGUGAUUGUAACCGGACAGAGGGAUCACCUGGAGUCAUCAGACCCUGGAGAAUUCAUCCUCAACGCCCCGCAGAGUUUAGCAGCUGAUGGCGGACACUGUCAGCUGAGCCUCCUGGCGGUAUGUGGGACUCUGCCUGAUGCCUCCUCGGGUGGAUGUUAUGGUAACUACAGUAGAGCGGCUCCUCAGGAGCCUCGGUUCUUUACUACAAGAGAACAGUACCAGCCAGUCAACCUGAAAAUGGCAGGCGCCUUUCCGACAAUGGCUCCCAUGCCGCGGCGCUCUACUCGGUGUGCAGCCUCCUGCAAACUGCCAGCAUUUGUAUGUGACACAGGACUGGAAGGAGAGCGACCGAAGACCAAAUGUCUUAGAGAAAGUUUUGAUGAGAUAGCAGAACCGAGCAAGAAGAAAAGUCGUACCCUAUACAAUAUCGAUCAGGUGCAGGAGCUGGAGCGAAUAUUUAUGGAGGACCAUUACCCGGACACUGAGAAGAGAAGAGAAAUUGCUGACAUUAUUGGGGUCACUCCACAGAGAAUAAUGGUUUGGUUUCAGAACCGACGAGCCAAAUGGCGCAAAAGCGAAAAAACCUCAGUUAAAGGUGGCAAGAAGACAUUCUCCGGCUCUGUGGGGAUGUCUCACCCGGAGAGCGUCCCACUCUCUUCAUCUGCACUUUCCCGGCCAGAAGCUGUUUCACUUGCAGUCACUUCUGGUCAUCACCCCUAUGGUCCACUAUCAGGCGUCAGAAAUGGGUUGUCUCUGGCGCCUAGCGCACUUCUUCAGCGGUCUCAGUCGGCGGCGAUCUCCUCUCAGCACAGUUCUUCUUGCACUUCAAACAGGUCCGGUCUGGGGUCACCAGGGGGCAUCUGCUUACCGCCCUCCCAGGAGUAUCCGCCCACAUUCCACAGCCCACCCCCGCUGAGGCGCAUAGGCCUACCCAUGUCUAUGACCUUUAACCCCAGCAGUCACAUGGUUCCUCUGAUGCUGGACACCCCAGAAAGCACCUGCACACCACCCCCAUCCUCCGAGGGCGACAUGUUCUCCUAUAAUAUUCAGGAGUAUGUGUGCAGGUCCCCGAUACCAGAGACGAUGUCGGCAUCUAUGAGAUAUGCUCCUCAGUACUUUCACCAAAUUAACCCACGAGGACCUUUCCAGAUGCCCCAGUACUCCCAGUACCAGCGUCUUCCAGUGCACAGCCUCACACCAACCUCUCCUGAUGACGCGGCUUUCCUCGCCGUAUCUACCAACAACACUGGCAUGCUGGCGUACGGAAACCCAGGAGGCUACCUGCAGGGGCGUCCGGCCGGCCAUAUCAUGUUCCAGUCAGGCACAGGUGGACUUGCCUUUCACCCCUCUCCAUGGAAUGAUAUGUACAUACAAGGUGCUCCAUAUACCUGCUCUCGACCCCAGACGGGAAAUGUCCGUGGCAUACCGGAGCAGCCCCAGUACCCCCAGUAUAAAUCGUGUGUUCUGCAAUACCCUCAGAAGCCGACACCAGCAAACCAGGAGGAAAUCGAGACAGCUGAAGAUGCUGAAAAUGAGACGCAUGGUAUUCACAAUAUUUACUCCUAUGGUUCUCUGGAGAAAGUGAAUGUGGGCUGUGUAAGACUGUGA